Molecule: messenger RNA, 504 nt
Organism: Striga asiatica
Lineage: Eukaryota; Viridiplantae; Streptophyta; Magnoliopsida; Lamiales; Orobanchaceae
Source: the annotation of a GenBank genome assembly
AUGUACGCCACUGCCAUGGCUGACUCGUACGCGAGCGUCACGUCGCGCUGCGGGUCGUCCCAGUUUGCCACGAGUGCAUGGGCCGUGGGCACAACCCCGAAUCCCCCCAUGGCAAGGAACAAUAGAGCGCGCAGCGGACGAUACCUCCCCGCGGCCCUCGAUGGGGACAUCAGCAUGAGGACUGUGCAUGCGCCCAGGAUCGAAAUCCCAGUUAGGUACACAGCCUGCCAGGCUGGCGAGCACCGGAAGAUGGUGAGGUGGCGGGAGUGGCAGCAGAGGAGGUGGCAGGCGGUGCUCGAGAGGAGGCAGAAUGUGGCCCCGCUUAGGAAGACGAAGAACGGCCAGCUUGUGCCAGCUGUCUCGCCACCAAUGUCCGAUUUUGCGGAUGUAUCGAGAUUCGUUCGUGAAACGACACAAGACGGUGACGUUUUGUGCUUCUUUGAUCCUUCACUUGCUCCAUCGAUCAACCUAUUUUCUCACUUGUUGCCACUUGAGUGUAUAUAG